AUGGCCUGCUUUUCUUUGGGCGAAGAUUCACUGGAAAGCCGCCCUCUGCGGCUGCUCGUCACCGCCACGGGCACGCGGCAUUCGUCCUGGGCCCAACCACUGGUGGUGCGGCUCUCCAAGGACCGUCGUAUCGAGAUGAGAGCAGUGGUCGAUGACCCGCCGCCGAGGCUGAAUCAACUCAUCAUCACUAUACAAAACUCGCCGAUAGCUCAGGAGCAGCAAGCCGACCUAGAUAACGCAUCUCCUAGGCGCUCUGGUCUGAACAUCAGCGAUCUGGUCGAAUGGGCCGAUCUCUUGGUUUGUGUGCCCCUGGGUGUGAAAGGUAUUGAGAACUUAUUGGCCGACGCAAGCGAGACUUUCCUUGAUGAUCUACUGCGAAGCUGGACCAAGGCUCAGAAAGCGUGUAUCAUGGUACCUGGAUUGGACGAUGGCGGAUGGCUGAACCCAUCUGUGCAGCAGCAGUUGGGCCAAGUGCAGAGAGCAUGGCCCUGCAUUCGAGUGAUGCAGCCCAUACUAUGGCACUAUGAAGAUGCGGCACAUCCGCAGCAAGCAACAAAUUGGAGUGGAUUCCGGGAUUUACUGGAUCUCAUCCAAAACCAGGCUGAUUUACUCAAUCUCGGUCGAGAUACAGAGGCCACCACCGAAGUCGUUGAUAUGCCCAAGUUUCAGGCGCGCACUCUCCCAGGGCUUCCAUACGAGCUAUGGAGCAAAGUACUGAGCUUCACAGGCGACUGGGAGCUGGCCAAUACUUUGGGCAUCAGCACCAGUCUACCUGUCCCAGGAGAGUGGAACACGCAGAUUGAAGAACCAAGUGAUCCUCUGCUCGCGUACUCGCACGAUCUGGAGCGGACGGUCCUCACGUGUGACACGGGUGCUAUCUGCCAGAAGUUAUCCCAAGCGCCAGCUGACUUUCACAUGUUACCGGUUCUAGCUGUGAAACUCAUCACACGAUUUGCCCUGGUGGAAGUGCUGGAAUUCCUCGAGCAUAACCAUGCCCAGCUGUUCAAGGCGUUCGACGGGGCGUUUCUCCCAACGAAGGCAUCUGCAUAUUUUCCUCAGGUCGAGGUCUUGAAGUACUGGAAGAAUAGCCUACACUUUCGAGGUCGCCAUGUCUACGACACAGAGGCGAUGGACGGCGCAUCAAAGAACGGCCACGUGCAUAUACUGCAGUGGUGGAAGGAGUCGGGGUUUCCGUUGUUAUACACCAAGGCCUCACUGGAACAAGCGAGCAGCAACGGCCUCAUAUCAGUCCUGGACUGGUGGCACAAUGCUGCCGCCCUGGAUCGCAGCAUUGUCUUGAAACCCGGCAGGUCUCUCUUAUGGGCUGCAACCAAUGGCCGGGAGGAUAUACUGAGAUGGUGGCAUUCUUCUGGCAUUCAUGUUGAAUAUGCUGGCGGCGUGGCUUUUACAGCUAGCCGGUGGGGACACGCAAAUGUCUUGGAAACUUGGCGAAAGCUGCAAGGCGACGAAAAUGUCAUAUUCGACGCCGAGGAAGUGAUAUUCAUCGCGUCUCUCCGCCAGCACGUGGAGGUGCUCGAAUGGUGGCGCCGAUUCGCCCAGGGCACGCUGGAAGGCAUGAAUGGGAGAGGCGUGAACAUCAAGUUUCGAACCAGAAGGAUCCAAGAGGCUGUUGAGUCUGCCCCCAAAGCUCAAGAAUGGUGGUAUCGCUACAGACUGAGUCUUGGUAAGAACCAGGACUGGUGGCCCCUCUUUCUGCGCCUCUGA
This is a messenger RNA of Trichoderma citrinoviride, 1725 nucleotides long. RefSeq lists its product as hypothetical. Gene Ontology annotation, molecular function: catalytic activity. Lineage: Eukaryota; Fungi; Ascomycota; Sordariomycetes; Hypocreales; Hypocreaceae. The coding region runs from base 1 to 1725 and encodes 574 amino acids. The record is from RefSeq and is a predicted model, not a curated record. The transcript has a single exon.